AUGUCCUUUUCAUCUAAAGGAUCUCCUAAUGCAAGCCGCAAGAACACCGGAGUAGUACCUCUGAACGAUGGAAGCAUUGAGGACAGCAUCGACGAAAGAAGCUUAUCAUGUGGCGGCGAAGGAUCGGGUAAAAAGAAUAUAGCCAGCUCCGGCGGUCACCUUGAACCCUUAUUGUCCUCUAAAUUAGGGAACUUCCUGCCCGUGGCUGGUGAAACUGGUGAUAACCCAUCAAAUAAGAAGCAGAAGCUCGACCAUUUGAAUACCAACACAUUAUCCGAGGCUUCUGAAAUGGAGAAGCUACUUGCCAAACUCUCUCCCAGGCCUCAAUCAACAGGUGUCCAAUCAUUAGUUGAUCUGGGAGCCCUCGCCAAGCUAUCCGAGCAGCAAAGUUCCUCUGACGGGGCAAAGCGCGUUUUGACAGGCAAUAGCGAAAUCCCGGACAACUAUAUGGAUGCCGCCAAGUUGGUUAGCAUCCCCAGCACGUCCGCAUCCAAGCCAUUCGAUAUUUCUGCUUUGAUAGACACGGCUAAACCAGAUAUUGCACAGACAGGUGCCUCAGAAGUGUAUCGCUUGAAGCAAGAGUUGCUUGCUGCUAACUCAAAAAUCGCCUUGCAGGAACAGGAGCUGGCUCAAACACGAGUAAUCAAACAUACUUUGGAUCAAGCUCUUGGCCCUCCUUCUGAAGGGGACUUCAAUGGCCGUGAAGUGACUGAGCAGACAAUAAGCCACUUACAGAAUGCUUUCAAUGCUACCAACCCUUCUUUUAAUCAACUUCAUGAUGGAUGGAAUGGACAAGAAGACUCUCAGUCAGAUAUCUCGGAUGCACUUUCCGCUGGAGCAUACAACAGAGCCCGAGGUUUCUGGAUCUCGCCCACGCAACACUCGUUCAGCAUGAGUACCAAUGCCUCAAAUCCUGAUAAGCCCUACGCCGAGGCCUUACCAAUUCCUUGUAGCCCAUUUGGUCAGGAUUCAAGCAGACUAUGGAGCACAUCAAUCCAGGCCCCUAGCAUUCCUGGGCGCGCUUCCCUUGGAUCCCAGCGAGUGUUCUCCGGCUCAUCCGAACCCAAUAUUUUCGACACAAGAUUUCCCGGGGAGCAAGCUCGAUAUUUGCAGGGACCCGGUUUCGGAUCACGCAGACCUGUCACCCAAUCCAGUCGUGGUGGUUCUUGCUUCCCAGCACAGAACUCUCCCUGGGGUACAUUCACUUCUGGCUCUCCGAGCAUUCCUACCUCUAGGUCACCACCUGGCCGACAGGGAAACAAUUACCAACAAGUCGGUCUUUAUCCAGUUCCUUCGUAUAACCAACAAUCGGUUGGGACUCCGCUUUCUCCAACAGCGGCUGAAUUCACUUCGGCAACCAACUCCACCAUUGUACCGUGGGCAUCCUCGCCGGACGGAGGGAAUCCCACCCAAACAUAUGUUUCGCCUCUGGAACCCCUUAACUAUCGACGACUUCUGGACAAAAAUGUUUCCUGUGACUGGAGAUAUAUCGUGGAUAAGAUCGUUUGCAACAAUGAUCAGCAAGCCUCUAUCUUUCUUCAGCAGAAACUCAAAGUUGGAACAGUUGACCAAAAGUACGAAAUUAUAGAAGCCAUCGUACACCAGGCUUACCCCCUCAUGAUCAAUCGCUUUGGCAACUUUCUCGUUCAACGAUGCUUCGAACAUGGGACCCCGGAGCAAAUAAUAGCCAUUGCCAAUGCGAUCAAAGGCAAUACUUUAAGUCUUAGCAUGGAUCCAUUUGGAUGCCAUGUUAUCCAAAAGGCGUUUGAUUGCGUACCUGAGGAGCCCAAGGCCAUGAUGGUCCAUGAGCUUUUGCGCAGAAUCCCUGAAACAGUAAUACACCGAUAUGCCUGUCAUGUCUGGCAGAAGCUCUUUGAGUUACGUUGGAGUGGCGAGCCUCCCCAGAUCAUGGUCAAAGUCAAUGACGCGCUACGUGGGAUGUGGCAUGAAGUCGCUCUCGGAGAGACCGGUAGUCUUGUGGUUCAGAACAUUUUUGAAAAUUGUGUAGAGGAUGAGAAGCGCCCGGCAAUUGAAGAGGUACUAGCAAAAAUCGACAUGCUUGCUCAUGGGCAGUUCGGCAACUGGUGCAUUCAGCACAUAUGUGAACAUGGUGCCCCUCAUGACAAGAAUCGUGCCGUCGAGCAUAUUGUCCUCUGGGCAGUUGAUUACAGCAUGGACCAAUUCGCAUCAAAAAUAGUAGAGAAAUGCCUAAAGAUCGGGGGUUCUGAGUUUUUGGAUCGUUAUCUUGCCAGAGUAUGCACAGGACGCACCGAUCGGCCGAGAAUGCCUUUGAUUGAUAUUGCCGGUGAUCAGUAUGGUAAUUACCUCAUCCAAUGGAUCUUAAUGAAUGCUGCACCUCAUCAGCGUGAGCUGGUAGCAAGUCAUAUAAGGAAGCACAUGGUUUCGCUCCGUGGAUCAAAGUUUGGCUCACGCGUGGCCAUGUUAUGCUGCAACCCAUCUCAUACAACACGCCCCGGACCAGGUGCUGGCAUACAGAUAGGCCGCUUCAACAACUUUGGCGAUGAACGCUUCCAGGUGUCAGGACAACACGGAGCACGCUUUGGUCGCGGAAAUCAAUGGAACCCUGGCUAUCCACCCUUUCGCUAGGGAAACCGGUCGAGAGAGAUUUCUGCUUGAUAUGGAAGGAUACGCUAAAAAGAAUUAGACUCUGGAUCCUGGGUAAGCGGUUGUUCGAUCCCGGUACGGCGUUGAUAGUAUGGUUUUCGCUCUAUUUCUCCCGAAAUCUUCGAACAAGAGCAUCGUCUUUCGCUAUAUCUAUGUCAUGGAUACUUUUGAGCCUUAUCUUUGGCAAUCAAGACUGGAGGAGUAUGAAGGUGUUAAAAUGUGCGUUGGUGAGUGAAGGGAAAGAGCUGUCAGUGGGUUUCUUUUGUCGACUCAUUGAUUAACGGGCAAUUCGUUUUUCAUUAAAAUGGUCAAAAUCUUACGGAAGUACAACCAGAAGUACAAGUGUGGGUUGUUUGCGCAGAAGCUUUGGUUUACAGAGAGAGCACUACGUGUUGCGAGUCUACCUAUCGAUGGCCAUCUUUUACGUCCCAUUUCUGAUCAAUUCCUAACCCUGUUGACUAUUAUUCCCAU
Messenger RNA from Aspergillus steynii IBT 23096, 3096 nucleotides. Its product is annotated as pumilio-family RNA binding repeat protein. NCBI's taxonomy places the organism in Eukaryota, Fungi, Ascomycota, Eurotiomycetes, Eurotiales, Aspergillaceae. The coding region runs from base 1 to 2607 and encodes 868 amino acids. Gene Ontology annotation, cellular component: cytoplasm. The transcript has 7 exons. The record is from RefSeq and is a predicted model, not a curated record. Gene Ontology annotation, molecular function: mRNA 3'-UTR binding. Gene Ontology annotation, biological process: post-transcriptional regulation of gene expression.